AAAAUAUCUCCAUCGCGCAUAGGCCCAUGCCUCGUUCUCCCUCAUGUACAUUACCUUCCACAAAGCGACAUUCUUUUUCCCUCUUUCCUUCUCACUCCUUUUUUCCUUCUCUCUCUCUCUCUCCAUAUUUUUCACUUUAUAAGUACCUUUUUAUCCUUCCUUAACCCUUUUUAAUUUCUUCCAAAUGGAACAUCUCUCUUCAUUUUCUUCAACAUUAUGCAUUUUUCUUUUGUUACAUUUUUAUGUAGCUUCAUCUGUUGUUUUAUUAAGGCACCGUCAUAACAAUAACAAUAAUAACAACUAUAAUAACCCGAAUCGUAGAAAUCCAAUUCUUCAAGGUAAUCAAACUUCAUGUGCUCUGUUUAUAGGUACUUGGGUUUAUGAUGAAACUUACCCAUUUUACCAUUCUUCUUCUUGCUCCGCCGUCGAUCCACAGUUCAACUGCCAGUUGUACGGUCGACCUGAUACUGAAUACCUUAAAUAUCGAUGGAAACCGGCUAAUUGUGAGAUACCCAGGUUCAAUGGGCUUGAGUUUCUGUUGAAAAUGAAAGGGAAAACAGUGAUGUUUGUUGGUGAUUCAUUAGGCAGAGAUCAAUGGGAGUCGUUGAUUUGUAUGAUUUCAGCUGAUGUACCAAAAUCUCAAACACAGAUGUCAAGGCUUUACCCUAUUUCAACUUUCAAGUUCCUGGAUUAUGGAGUGGCUCUUUCAUAUCACAAGGCACCAUAUCUAGUGGACAUAGAUACUAUACAAGGCAAAAGAGUGCUAAAGUUGGAUGAUGUAAGAGGAAAUGCUAAUGCUUGGACUGGUGUUGAUGUAUUGGUUUUUAAUACUGGUCAUUGGUGGACUCACAAAGGCCCUCUCCAAGGGUGGGACAACGUAGAAUCAGGAGGGACAAUCUAUGAAGACAUGGAACCACUAGAGGCAAUGGAGAAAGGGCUAAGAACGUGGGCAAGAUGGGUUGAUGCCAAUAUUGACAGUAGCAGAACCAGACUCUUCUUUCAGGGCAUUUCCCCUACCCACUAUGACCCAAAUGAAUGGAACGCGGGUGCAUCAACAGGGAGUUGUUACGGGGAGACUAGCCCCGUAACAACAACCACGAUGACGAGCAUGUACCCGGGUCCAGACUUGGAUCAAACAAAUGUGAUAAAAAAUGUAAUAAGGGAAAUGGACAACCCACCUUUCUUGCUGGACAUAACAUUGUUAUCAACUAUGAGGAAAGAUGCACAUCCAUCCAUUUACAGUGGUGAUCUCAAUUCUCAGCAAAGAAUUAACCCUAACAAACCUGAUUGUAGCCAUUGGUGUUUGCCUGGCCUGCCUGAUACAUGGAACCAACUGUUUUACACUGUCCUUUUCUACUAACUUAUAGUACUAGCAGUAGCAAAUUUUAGUUUUCGCUGGCCUAUUGAUGCAAAUUCAUUUUAGGAGAUACAAAAUGUUCACACUAGUGCAGCUGAUUUAGAUGAUUGUUAAAUGAGUUUAUAUAGUUAGUAUGGUGAAACUGAUUCGGCAUUGUAGAUUUGUGCUGCUAAUGAAAGAAUUUAUUUGGUACCA
This is a messenger RNA of Capsicum annuum, 1552 nucleotides long. Its product is annotated as protein PMR5. The record is from RefSeq and is a predicted model, not a curated record. The transcript is spliced from 5 exons. Gene Ontology annotation, cellular component: Golgi apparatus. Bases 185 to 1360 code for a protein of 391 amino acids. NCBI's taxonomy places the organism in Eukaryota, Viridiplantae, Streptophyta, Magnoliopsida, Solanales, Solanaceae. Gene Ontology annotation, molecular function: O-acetyltransferase activity.